Messenger RNA from Zonotrichia albicollis (white-throated sparrow), 1960 nucleotides. It is a transcript of the gene B3GNTL1, whose product is annotated as UDP-GlcNAc:betaGal beta-1,3-N-acetylglucosaminyltransferase like 1. Lineage: Eukaryota; Metazoa; Chordata; Aves; Passeriformes; Passerellidae. The record is from RefSeq and is a predicted model, not a curated record.
UCCGUCUCUGUGGUUGUUCCUCCCGCUCCUCCCUGCGGGGCGGCGGCGAUGGCGGAGCCGGGGAGAGCCGGCGGGAGCCCCGAGCCCCCCGUGCAGGUGUCUAUCAUUUUGCCUGUUCACAACAGUGAAUGCUGGUUAGAUGAAUGCCUGAAGUCAGUUUGGGAACAAGAUUUUAAAGGAACCAUGGAGCUGUCAAUUUUUAAUGAUGCCAGUAAGGAUGGUUCAGCUGAAAUAAUUGAAAAAUGGAAGAUCAAGUUGGAAGAAGUUGGUGUUUCAGUAAUCAUUGGAACCAACAAUUCCUCUCAGCCUCGCGGUGUUGGAUUUGCCAAAAAUCAAGCAGUAAUUCAGAGCUCAGGAACCUAUCUCUGCUUUCUGGAUUCAGAUGAUGUGAUGAUGCCACAGCGGGUUAGGCUGCAGCACCAAGUUGCCAUUCAACACCCAAACAGUAUCAUUGGUUGCCAAGUGAGAAGAGAGCCACUGGACUCCACUGAGCGAUACACUCGCUGGAUCAACAACCUCAGCCAGGAGCAGCUCCUUACACAGGUGUUCACCUCCCAUGGGCCCACUGUGAUCAUGCCAACCUGGUUCUGCUCUCGGGAGUGGUUUUUCCAUGUGGGGAGAUUUGAUGAGGGUGGAAAGGGUGUCCCAGAGGAUCUGUUGUUUUUUUAUGACCAUCUCCAGAAGGGUGGUGGAGUCUUCCGAGUGAACCAUUGCCUCCUGCUCUACCGGUACCACCCCCAGGCUGCCACUCACUCUGUCCUAGAGGAAACCAUCUGGAAUCACCGAGUCAGGUUCCUUGAGGACAGAGUCCUGAGCUCCUGGACAUCAUUCACCAUUUGGAAUGCUGGCAAGCAAGGCAAGAAGCUCUACAGAAGCUUGUCACCAGCUAAUCAGAAAAAGGUAACUGCAUUUUGUGAUGUUGAUGAAAAGAAAAUAACAAAAGGAUUCUACACCUAUGAGGAAUCUGAGGAGAGACCAAAACCAAAAAUUCCUGUGUGUCACUUCAGGGAUGCAACUCCACCCUUUGUGAUCUGUGUGAAGCUGGACAUGACAGGUGGAGCCUUUGAAACAAACCUGGCCACGCUGAACCUGAAGGAAGGGAAGGAUUAUUAUCACUUUAACUAAAGCAAGGUGAGGCAGUGCUGCUCUCUGUGUGUCUGGGUGCAGGAAAACCAAAUUCUUCAGGGAUUUAGAACUUUUUAGUCAUUUGGGAUUUGUUAAUUUAAUCUUUGGGCUGAGUAACCCCUUUGUAAGGGAGGUCACAUUUACACCAGGGUCAUUCUGUGUGCAUUACUUUUUACUGUGCACAUUAGUAGUUAUUAUUGGGUUUUUUUUACUGUGUGCAUUACUACUUUUAUUGUUGCAUAUCACUCAGUUUGCUGGUAAAUUGUGAUUAACAGUCAGUGAGCUCCACUAAUUCCAACUCCCAGUCCAGCUUGCAGGAAUCCUUAAGAAGUAUUGAAUAAUCUCAUUUAUAGUUACUUUCUUCAAAACCAGAGUCUGAGCCAGCCAGGUUGGAAGUGAACACCUGCACUUUGCAGCAUUGACAUCACAGAGAAGCUGGCUUGGUUUUAGCUUCUCUGCCUGUAUUUUUCCUUCCUUUCACAUUUGUAGAGAUGUGUCUAUACACACACAGCCACUGUUCUACUGCUGGCACUUAAUUACAGCCAUAAAAUAACAGUGUAAUUACAAUAGAAUGUGGCCUCCCAUCACAUUGAGCUCACUAAAGAUCAACUUCAGAGUGAUUUCAUUUUGUAGGGGGUAAGAAAUGAGCUGGAGUCCUGGCAGUCUGGUGUCUCCCAGCAGUCCUGGAGCUGCUUGAAGAACUGCCUCACCUUCUUCAAAACUGAGUUUACCACAAAAACAGUUUGUCUGAAUUAGUUACAUAAAGAGCUGUUAAGCUCUUUAUUUGUUUAAAGCUGUUUAUUUGCUUAUUUGUUAAGAGAGGCUUUGACAUCAG